UCAAGCUCUUUAAGACAUGGUCAAGCUUUUUUGCUUUGAGGAUAGUUUGGGCACUGAAGCUCAAAGAUGUCCUUUGCUUCUUCAACACAACCCCAUUCAUAAGAAGGUUCCAGUGCUUGUGCACAACGGAAAAUCAAUUGCUGAAUCUCUUGUGAUCCUUGAAUACAUCGAGGAAACAUGGAAACAAAACUCUUUGCUACCCCAAGAUCCUCAUGAUAAAGCCGCUGCACGAUUUUGGGCCAAAUUUGGUGAUGACAAGAUUUUUCCACCUAUUGUGGACACAUUAUGCAGUGAAGAGAAAGAGCAAGAGGAAGCUAUUGUGAAAGCAAAGGGGAAAUUGAAGUACUUGGAAGGUGUACUUACAUUAGCAUUUGCCAAGCAUAAUUAGCUCUAAUGAGUCACGCUCAUGCCACCGCUAGCGGUACCAACUCCCACCAGCGGGGUGACCUAC
Messenger RNA from Rosa chinensis, 451 nucleotides. Its product is annotated as glutathione S-transferase U8. Gene Ontology annotation, cellular component: cytoplasm. The record is from RefSeq and is a predicted model, not a curated record. The coding region runs from base 17 to 388 and encodes 123 amino acids. Gene Ontology annotation, biological process: glutathione metabolic process. NCBI's taxonomy places the organism in Eukaryota, Viridiplantae, Streptophyta, Magnoliopsida, Rosales, Rosaceae. Gene Ontology annotation, molecular function: glutathione transferase activity. The transcript is spliced from 2 exons.